AUGAAGUUACCAAUCAUAGUAUCACUGUUGUUAGCAGUAACUUAUGCAACUCAAUUACCAUUUGAAUUACCAAACCUUGAUGAUGAGUUCAAAGCAAUGGUCGCUGAAGAUGAUGUCUAUAGAGGCUUAUCAGUUCAAGACUCAAUUAAUUUAAAUAAGGAGUGGAUUAAAAAUGAAAUCAAGUAUGGUAAAUCAAGAUUAUUAAAAUACUAUUUAAAUUUUAAACGAACAUUUUCUAAACCUAAAACCAAUUUAAAUUAUAAAUUAAAACAAUUAGAUUCAUCACCAGAAUUAUUAGGAUUUGAUUCAGUAAAACAAAUCUCAGGUUAUUUUUCAAUAGAAGAAACAGAAAAAGAAUUUUUUUAUUGGUUUUUCGAAAGUAGAAAUGACCCUAAAACUGAUCCUUUAAUUUUAUGGUUAUCAGGAGGACCAGGAUGUUCUUCAAAUAUUGGAUUAGCUAUGGAAUUAGGUCCAUCAAUGAUUAAUGCAACUAUUCAACCUGAUUUUAAUCCAUAUUCCUGGAACUCAAAUGCGUCUCUUUUGUUUUUGGAUCAACCUGCAAGUGUUGGUUAUUCAACUGUUGGUGAUCCAUCUGAAAUUCCAUUUACUACUGAACAAGCAUCUAUUGAUUUUGUUAAUUUUGUUAAAUUAUUUAGAGAAAAAUAUCCUCAAUAUGCUAGUUUAGAUUUCCAUAUUGCUGGAGAAUCAUAUGCUGGUCAUUAUAUUCCAAAAUAUGCAUCAAGUGUAGUAGAAGCAGAAAUACCAUUAAAAUCAAUUUUAAUAGGUAAUGGAAUAACAGAUGCUUUAGUUCAAAGUAGUGAAACAGCAAAUAUGGGUUGUGGUAAAGGUGGUAUUGGUAAAAUAUAUACUGAUGAAGAGUGUGCAAAUUAUGAUGCAAAUUAUAAAAAUUUUGUCCCAUUUGGUGAAUUAUGUUAUGCACAUCCAAAUCCACUAACUUGUUUCGUAGCAGCAUUAGCCGUACCUAAUAGUCCAGAUAUUGGAGAUUUAAAUCCUUAUGAUUCAAGAAUAAAAUGUGGUGAUACUCCAUUAUGUUAUAAACAAAUUGGAUAUAUUGAAGAAUAUUUUAAUUUAGAUUUAGUACAAAAAUCAUUAGGAGUUGAUAAAAAUUUCACAGCUUGUAAUCAAGAAGUUGGAUUACAUUUUCUUGUUGCUUUUGAUGGAAUGAGACCGUAUCAACAAUACGUGGCCGAAUUAUUAAACAAGGAAAUUCCAGUAUUAAUUUAUGCUGGUGAUAAAGAUUUAAUGUGUGAUUGGUUAGGUAAUUUAGCAUGGGUUAAUAAAUUAGAAUAUAAUGAUCAUGAACAUUUUAAUAGUACGGAGUUUGAACCAUGGAUUACUUUAGGUGGUAAAGAAGCUGGUGAAGUUAAAAACUAUAAACAUUUUACUUAUUUAAGAGUUCAUGAAUCGGGUCAUAUGGUUCCUUUAGAUCAACCUGAAAAUGCUUUGGAUAUGGUAAAUAGAUGGAUAAGUGGUGAUUUGUCAUUUAAAGAAUAA
Lodderomyces jiufengensis is the source of this 1515-nucleotide messenger RNA. RefSeq names its product S10 family peptidase. Gene Ontology annotation, cellular component: fungal-type vacuole. The coding region runs from base 1 to 1515 and encodes 504 amino acids. The transcript has a single exon. The record is from RefSeq and is a predicted model, not a curated record. Gene Ontology annotation, molecular function: serine-type carboxypeptidase activity. Gene Ontology annotation, biological process: proteolysis. Lineage: Eukaryota; Fungi; Ascomycota; Pichiomycetes; Serinales; Debaryomycetaceae.